AUGCUCAGAGCUAAAUUAGCUGUGGUUCUGGUGAGUGUCCUCGCCAGGUGACGUCACAUAAUUACUGUAAUAAAUAUCUUCCCUACCUCAUCAAGCAAAAGGGAGUAGGGCAACACAUAAAGUUCCAGCCUGAGAUUAUUGUUCUGCUUAUGCUAUAAGCACAGUUUUCAGGCUGGCACCCAAGCUAGAGAGACAUUCAACAAAUGGACACCAUCUAUUGUGUCUUGGCAAUUUUUACUGUAGCUGACAAAUUUAUGACAAUGAUGCACUAUGCUGAUCAGGAAAAAGUAUGCGUCCUACUAGGAAAAACUCUGCUAUUCCUGGUAAGGUCACAUGGUCAGAAAAAGCUCAGUGCCUAAACUAUACUUUAAUUGACAUGUGUAUGUUUUAUAAUUUGCAGUGAAUCCCUGUUGCUAUUACCCCUGUCAGAACUGGGGCGUGUGUGUCAGGUUUGGCACUGACCGCUAUGAAUGUGACUGCACUCGCACCGGCUUCUAUGGACAGAAUUGCACUAUCCGUAAGUGAAAUGUUUUGUUUCUACAUUCUUCUGAUUUCAAGUUGUAUUUUCAAUUUUCCUCUCUGGUUUAUCAAAACAUGGUUAUCCUUUCCUCAUGUGCAGAAGGGUUUGUAACAAGAUGAAAAGGAAAAAGUACAAUGUGUGUGUUUAACUAGUUCCACAGCCUUUGUUAGUGAAGAUGCCCAAAUAAUAAUUUCUAGUUGAAUGAACAUAUGAGACAAGUUGAGCAAACACAUCAUUUUAAGUUGACUGAAUUUCUGCCAAAGUUGGAGCUAAGUUUGGGCCAACUAAACAUUUUAAGUUCAGGUAACACUUUGACCGAAAUGGAUAUACUCGGAGUACAUAUCCCAAAUGAAAUAAAUGAUCUCACUGAAUACAUUUUUAUAGAAUGUUAGCAAAAAUAGAUAAGAUCUUCCUACCAUGGAAAGGUAAAUACCUGUCUAUUUGUGGAAAAAUCACCCUGAUUAACUCUUUAGUAUUAUCCCAGUUUACCUAUUUGCUUAUGGUCUUGCCUAUGCCUAGCGACUGUUUUUUUAAAUUAUAUGAGAAAAAAAUAUUUCAUUUUAUUUGGAAUGGCAAGCCAGGCAAAAUUAAACGGGUCCAUUUAUAUAAUUAAUAUGAAUUCGGAGGACAGAAAUGAUUAAAUAUUAAAGCUUUAGACCUAUCACUAAAAGCUUCAGUCAUAUAAAAGUUAUACUUAAAUCCGAACUGGUUCUCUAGCAAAUUAGUAAGAUUGUCUCACCCCAUGUUCAAGAAUGGCCUUUUUCCCUUUAUUCAGAUUACAACCUCUCACUUUCAGUUAUUUUAAUAGGAAAUCAUCUCCCAAAUAUAACUAUUUCUAAAACAAGCCAUAGAAAGGUGGUUGCAAUUUCAAUUGAAUCCUCCAGAAACGACAGAACAAAUAAUGUAACAAAUAUUGUGGUUAAACUCAAAUAUACUAAUUGAUAGAAAACCAUAAUUUUUUGAAAAAAAAUAAAAAUAAGAUAUAAUCUUCUUAAAUGAUAUCAUAGGUAGGACUGGUGGAGUUAUGUCGCACGUGCAACUAACAAAAACAUAUGGAAAUGUCUGCUCUACCCAAAAUUACAACCAAAUAAUUGCAGCAUUACCGCUAAAAUGGAAGAGGAAAGUGAAAGGGGGGAAAAGUAAGGAACUUGUCUGUCGGCCCUGCAUUAAAGAACAUAAUUGGUUAAAGAAAAUUGUGAUAAAUAAAAAAGUAUUCCAGUUUCAUUUAAGGACCAAAGGAUUGACAGCCGUCCCAUAUAGAUUGCAAAAUAGUUGGGAAGAGAUUUUUUAUGUACGGAUUCCAUGGCAUAGUGUUUAUGAACUGAUACGCAAAACGAGACCGGAUUCAAAACGUAGAUUUUUUAAAAUUUAAAUUAUACAAAAUUCUUGCUACCAAUAGAAUGUUAUUUAUAUGGGGGAUACAAUCUUCCCAGCUCUGCAGAUUUUGCUGCCAAGAGACAGAAUCAUUAGAUAAUUUGUUUUGGUACUGUCCAUUUGUAGCUUGUUUUUGGUCACAGGUCCAGGAAUGGCUGAAGGAUUGCAAUAUUUACCUGGAGCUAUCCCUGCAGAUAGCACUACUGGGUGAUCUGAAAAGUCAUAGUCAAUCGAUCAAUAAUAUAAUAAUACUUUUAGCAAAAAAAUGUACUUUCAUUUACAAUCUGUAGAAACAAUGAGAAUAGAAGGGUUCAGAACUUUUGUGAAACAUAUUAUGGCAAAUAGAAAUCCAAUAUGGAUGGUGUUGAGAGAUAGAUGGGAGGUGUUGAAUGGAGCUGAAGGAUGGGACUAAUAACAACUAACAACAAGAUAACUAAUGUAAAGCAUACGGUGUCCAUAAUAAGUAUAUAGGUUAUAGGUUGAGAGCUUUUGUAAAGAGCACAGUUAGAAAGAUAUGGCAUAUAGAAGCAAACCGGAUGGACAUCAUGAAAAUGUUUGGAGAGGUUGAGGGUAGAAGAAGUUCAUGAGUAAAAACAAACAAAAUAUAAUUAUUGUAAAAUUGACUGUCCAUAAAAUGUAUAUAGUGUAUAUAUAAACUGGAAGUAGAGGCCUAAGCGUUGUUGUUCACUAGUUUACUCCAAUUAGGGGAGGGGUGGUGGGGUUGGAGGGUAAUAAAGGGAAAUAUAUUUAAAAAAGGGAUAUGUAUUUAUGUGUGUGUGUGUGUAUGUAUGUGUAUAUACAUACAGUUGGGAAAACAAGUAUUUAGUCAGCCACCAAUUGUGCAAGUUCUCCCACUUAAAAAGAUGAGAGGCCUGUAAUUUUCAUCAUAGGUACACGUCAACUAUGACAGACAAAAUGAUAAUUUUUUUUCCAGAAAAUCACAUUGUAGGAUUUUUAAUGAAUUUAUUUGCAAAUUAUGGUGGAAAAUAAGUAUUUGGUCAAUAACAAAAGUUUCUCAAUACUUUGUUAUAUACCCUUUGUUGGCAAUGACACAGGUCAAACGUUUUCUGUAAGUCUUCACAAGGUUUUCACACACUGUUGCUGGUAUUUUGGCCCAUUCCUCCAUGCAGAUCUCCUCUAGAGCAGUGAUGUUUUGGGGCUGUCGCUGGGCAACACAGACUUUCAACUCCCUCCAAAGAUUUUCUAUGGGGUUGAGAUCUGGAGACUGGCUAGGCCACUCCAGGACCUUGAAAUGCUUCUUACGAAGCCACUCCUUCGUUGCCCGGGCGGUGUGUUUGGGAUCAUUGUCAUGCUGAAAGACCCAGCCACGUUUCAUCUUCAAUGCCCUUGCUCACUCAAAAUCUCACGAUACAUGGCCCCAUUCAUUCUUUCCUUUACACGGAUCAGUCGUCCUGGUCCCUUUGCAGAAAAACAGCCCCAAAGCAUGAUGUUUCCACCCCCAAAGCAUGAUGUUUCCACCCCCAUGCUUCACAGUAGAUAUGGUGUUCUUUGGAUUCAACUCAGCAUUCUUUGUCCUCCAAACACGACGAGUUGAGUUUUUACCAAAAAGUUAUAUUUUGGUUUCAUCUGACCAUAUGACAUUCUCCCAAUCCUCUUCUGGAUCAUCCAAAUGCACUCUAGCAAACUUCAGACGGGCCUGGACAUGUACUGGCUUAAGCAGGGGGACACGUCUCCCACUGCAGGAUUUGAGUCCCUGGCGGCGUAGUGUGUUACUGAUGGUAGGCUUUGUUACUUUGGUCCCAGCUUUCUGCAGGUCAUUCACUAGGUCCCCCCGUGUGGUUCUGGGAUUUUUGCUCACCGUUCAUGUGAUCAUUUUGACCCCACGGGGUGAGAUCUUGCGUGGAGCCCCAGAUCGAGGGAGAUUAUGAGUGGUCUUGUAUGUUUUCCAUUUCCUAAUAAUUGCUCCCACAGUUGAUUUCUUCAAACCAAGCUGCUUACCUAUUGCAGAUUCAGUCUUCCCAGCCUGGUGCUGGUCUACAAUUUUGUUUCUGGUGUCCUUUGACAGCUCUUUGGUCUUGGCCAUAGUGGAGUUUGGAGUGUGACUGUUUGAGGUUGUGGACAGGUGUCUUUUAUACUGAUAACAAGUUCAAACAGGUGCCAUUAAUACAGGUAACGAGUGGAGGACAGAGGAGCCGCUAAAAGAAGAAGUUACAGGUCUGUGAGAGCCAGAAAUCUUGCUUGUUUGUAGGUGACCAAUACUUAUUUUCCACCAUAAUUUGCAAAUAAAUUCAUUUAAAAUCCUACAAUGUGAUUUUCUGGAGAAAAAAAAUCUGAAUUUGUCUGUCAUAGUUGACGUGUACCUAUGAUGAAAAUUACAGGCCUCUCAUCUUUUUAAGUGGGAGAACUUGCACAAUUGGUGGCUGACUAAAUACUUUUUUUCCCCACUGUACAUACAUACAGAAAUACGCAUGUCAAAAAUUGUAUAAAUAGAUUUGCAUUUUAUUUUAUUGACGUUUGGCAACUCGAACCUUCAGCUCCCUCCACAGACUUUCUAUGGGAUUAAGGUCUGGAGACUGGCUAGGCCACUCCAGGACCUUAAUGUGCUUCUUCUUGAGCCACUCCUUUGUUGCCUUGGCCGUGUGUUUUGAGUCAUUGUCAUGCUGGAAUACCCAUCCACGACCCAUUUUCAAUGCCCUGGCUGAGGGAAGGAGGUUCUCACCCAAGAUUUGACUGUACAUGGCCCCGCCCAUCGUCCCUUUGAUGCGGUGAAGUUGUCCUGUCCCCUUAGCAGAAGAACACCCCCAAAGCAUCAUGUUUCCACCUCCAUGUUUGACGGUGGGGAUGGUGUUCUUGGGGUCAUAGGCAGCAUUCCUCCUCCUCCAAACAGGGCGAGUUGAGCAUUGCAACUCCACGAGGUGAGAUCUUGCAUGGAGCCCCAGGCCGAGGGAGAUUGACAGUUAUUUUGUGUUUCUUCCAUUUGCGAAUAAUCGCACCAACUGUUGUCACCUUCUCACCAAGCUGCUUGGCGAUGGUCUUGUAGCCCAUUCCAGCCUUGUGUAGGUCUACAAUCUUGUCCCUGACAUCCUAGGAGAGGUCUUUGGUCUUGGCCAUGGUGGAGAGUUUGGAAUCUGAUUGCUUCUGUGGACAGGUGUCUUUUUACACAGGUAACAAACUGAGAUUAGGAGCACUCCCUUUAAGAGUGUGCUCCUAAUCUCAGCUCGUUACCUGUAUAAAAGACACCUGGGAGCCAGAAAUCUUUCUGAUUGAGAGGGGGUCAAAUACUUAUUUCCCUAAUUAAAAUGCAAAUCAAUUUAUAACAUUUUUUACAUGCGUUUUUCAGGAUUUUUUUGUUGUUAUUCUGUCUCUCACUAUUCAAAUAAACCUACCAUUAAAAUUAGACGGAUCAUGUCUUUGUCAGUGGGAAAACGUACAAAAUCAGCAGGGGAUCAAAUACUUUUUUCCCUCACUGUAUUUAUGUGUAUGUAUAUACGUGUGUGUGUGUGUAUGUAUGUAUGUAUGUAUGUAUGUGUUUGUGUGUAUACAGUUGAAGUCGGAAGUUUACAUACACUUACGUUGUAUGUAAACCACUCCACAAAUUUCUUGUUAACAAACUAUAGUUUUGGCAAGUCGGUUAGGACAUCUACUUUGUGCGUGACACAAGUAAUUUUUCCAACAAUUGUUUACAGACAGAUUAUUUCACUUAUAAUUCACUGUAUUACAGUUCCAGUGGGUCAAAAGUUUACAUACACUAUGUUGUCUGUUACUUUUAAACAGCUUGGAAAAUUCCAGAAAAUUAUGUCAUGGCUUUAGAAGCUUCUGAUAUGCUAAUUGACAUCAUUUGAGUCAAUUGGAGGUGUACCUGUGGAUGUAUUUCAAGGCCUACCUUCCAACUCAGUGCCUCUUUGCUUGACAUCAUGGGAAAAUCAAAAGAAAUCAGCUAAAACCUCAGAAAGAAGUGUGUAGACCGCCACAAGUCUGGUUCAUCCUUUGGAGCAAUUUCCAAACAAUAGUAUGCAAGUAUAAACACCAUGGGACCACGCAGCCGUCAUACCGCUCAGGAAUGAGCGAACGUAGAGAUGAACGUACUUUGGUGCGAAAAGUUCAAAUCAAUCCCAGAACAACAGCAAAGGACCUUGUGAAGAUGCUGGAGGAAACUGGUACAAAAGUAUCUAUAUCCAUAGUAAAACGAGUCCUAUAUUGACAUAACCUGAAAGGCCGCUCAGCAAGGAAGAAGCCACUGCUCCAAAACCACCAUUUAAAAAAAGAACGACUACGGUUUGCAACUGCACAUGGGGACAAAGAUCGUACUUUUUGGAGAAAUGUCCUCUGGUCUGAUGAAACAAAAAUAGAACUGUUUGGCCAUAACGACCAUUCUUAUAUUUGGAGGAAAAAGGGGUCUGCUUGCAAGCCGAAGAACACCAUCCGAUCCGUGAAGCACGGGGGUGGCAGCAUCAUGCUGUGGGGUUGCUUUGCUGCAGGAGGGAAUGGUGCACUUCACAAAAUGUAUGGCAUCAUGAGGAAGGAAAAUUAUGUGGGUAUAUUGAAGCAACAUCUCAAGACAUUAGUCAGGAAGUUAAAGCUUGGUCGCAAAUGGGUCUUCCAAUUGGACAAUGACCCCAAGCAUACUUCCAAAGUUGUGGCAAAAUGGCUUAAGGACAACAAAGUCAAGGUAUUGGAGUGGCAAUCACAAAGCCCUGACCUCAAUCCUAUAGAAAAUGUGUAGGCAGAACUGAAAAAGCGUGUGCGAGCAAGGAGGCCUACAAACCUGACUCAGUUACACCUGCUCUGUCAGGAGGAAUGGGACAAAAUUCACCCAACUUAUUGUGGGAAGCUUGUGGAAGGCUACCCGGAACGUUUGACCCAAGUUAAACAAUUUAAAGGCAAUGCUACCAAAUACUAAUUGAGUGUAUGUAAACUUCUGACCCACUAGGAAUGUGAUGAAAGAAAUAAAAGCUGAAAUAAAUCAUUCUCUCUACUAUUAUUCUGACAUUUCACAUUCUUAAAAUAAAUUGGUGAUUUGUCUGCUCUCUCUGUGUUUUAGCUGAGUUCUGGACGAGGGUCCACCAGCUGCUGAAGCCGAGCCCUGACGUGGUCCACUACAUCCUCACACACUUCCACUGGAUGUGGAACCUCAUCAACAGGACCUUCAUGCGGGACUGGCUAAUGAGGGUGGUCCUCACAGGUUAGUCGCCUGACAUUCAAUGCAGUCAUGAGCAUUCGGGCACAAAAUGGUUGCUAUAGUGGGCACUGCGUAUAAUGGGUGGAAGGGCUAACUUAGUCCCAUAAAAUGUACAAUGCUUUGCAACGAGGUGAAACAUGCUAUGAUGAUGGAAAUGCAUGCAUGGAUCCAUUGUGGUGUUGGAACAGUUGAAAAUGCAUAAAUGCUCUCCAAAGUGCUUCUAGAAUUGCAUCCUUACCCCAUUAUCACUGCUCAGACCCAUACAUAUUCAUAUCUACUCUUAUGGCACUGUGUUAAGAGAAGAGUUUGUCUUCCCUACCAAUGCACUCAUUGGAUAGUUUGCUUACAACUUGUCCAUUUGCUUAAUGGUUUCUCUGUUAUGUUCUCAGCAUGUAAAUAUUUGGAUAACACACAUUGGCCCAUGGUGUCAUCACCAUCCUCUGAGUUCUCCCAUCUAACUCGCUAGAGCUGCAGACAGUUUUAGGCAUAUUUACAAGGUUUAAAAUCUGAGGGGCAUGGCGAGGUAUUAAAAGUGAUGUUGUCAGCUAGCUAGCUAGCUCUGGUAUAACGUUAAGCCGGUUCAGAACUUUAUUUUGCUGGUCAGAACAGUGGAACGGAACGAAAAAAACAAUUGGAAAAUAAUUUUGGUUCCAACCCCUGGCUAAAAUGCAAGCAAAACCUGACUUGUGUCAAAUAAUAAAGAUAAAGAGCCCACAGGUUUAUUUUGCUUUGCAUGUGAAUGACAUAAAGUUACAGUAUAGUUUAUUGAUAUUUUGUACUAUAAUGUGAAUUGCUUUUCAGUUACAUCACAUUGAUACUUUCAAACCUCGAAUGUUUGCUUGAGGCUUUGCAAAUCAAGCAACACUUCUAAUUAAUUAAAUAAUAUUUUUCGGUCUGCAUGUUUCUCAACUUUAACUGAACGUUUCUUCAUUUUAUUUGGGAUUAAAUCCAAGGUGUGUUAUAGUGCGGGGCACUAAACAACAUUGCCCCUUUUAAAGGUAACUUACGCUUGAGCCGACAUCCGCAGCAUUUACCUUGAGUGCAAUCUCUGUGAACGGCGAGGAAAUUGUCUUUAACCUCUACGGGAUUGGUGUGUCCCGUAUACGGGACGGUUGAGCUAACGUGCGCUGAUGUGACAUGACUGUUGUAAGUAACAGCAAACCUUCCAGGACAUAGACAUGUCUUAUAUGGGCAGAAAGUUUACAUUCUUGUUAAUCUAACUGCACGGUCCAAUUUACAGUAGCUAUUACAGUGAAAAAUUACCAUGCUAUUGUUUCAGGAGAGUGCACAACAACAAAAAACUUAUCAUGGCAACUGGUUUGAUACAUUCACCUCUGAAGGUAAAUAAUGUACUUACAUUCAGUAAUCUUGCUCUGAUUUGUCUUCCUAAGGGCCCCAGAGAUAAAAUGUAGCAUAGUUUUGUUUGAUAAAAUCCAUUUUUAUAUUCAAAUGUAGUAACUGGGUUCUACAGUUUGAACCCCUGCUGUCUCUGGCUCCACACCCACCCCGCACGGCCAUCUAGAUGUGUAAAAGUUAGUGUAUAAGCUAAUGAUCCAUCAAGUAUGACUUUUCCUGGGAGUGUGUAAACUUACAUUUUGUAUUACCAUAUCAAUUAUGUAUGUUCUCUAUAGUUAUGUACUUGAAAAUGUAUCAAUUGACCAAUUCUGCACCAUUGGGCAGACCUGAUACAAAAUAGUCCAGAAUUGCAACGCUUCACUGGAUCAGUCUGAAACUUUGCACCCACACUGCUAAAUUGCGCCUAAACUGCAAAAUUAUAUUGUGGCCUUUUUCUUGCAUUUCAAAGAUGAUGAAAAUAAAAAUGUAUAGACAACGCAUGUUUUUUUGUUUGUAUUAUCUUUUACCAGAUCUAAUGUCUUAUAUUCUCCUACAUUGAUUUCACAUUUCCACAUACUUCAAAGUGUUUCCUUUCAAAUGGUAUCAAGAAUAUGCACAUCCGUGCUUCAGGUCCUGAGCUACAGGCAGUUAGAUUUGGGUAUGUCAUUUUAGUCGAAAAUUGGGGAAAAAAGGGUCCGAUCCUUAAGAGGUUAAAAGGCGUAUUAGGUGAGACGUCUACUGCACUGAUUUAUAAUGGCCUUGGAUUGAGUCCUGGUCUUAAACUGAAAGUUGAUCAUGUUUCUCAACUUCAAUUGAAAGUUUCUUCAACUCACUAAAAUCUGAAGGUUCUUCACAGUUGAGAAUGUGUCUGAACUCUGCGGAAAGUUGCAGUUUUAAAAGAUGAUUAUCAUCAUCAUGUAUGAGAGAAGUGACAUCUCUUCAUCUAAAAUGUGUGACACACACAGGCUUGUUUUACUAUCCUUGUGGGGACCAAACAAUUGAUUCCCAUUCAAAAUCCUAUUUUUCCCCAACCCCUAAAUCUAAACCUUAACCCUAACCUUAAUCCCAGACCCUAAUUCUAACCCUAACCCUAAUUCUAACCCUAAACCUAACCCCUAAGACUAAAAUAGCCUUUUCAUUGUGGGGACUUGCGAAAUGUCCCCAUUUGUCCGAAUUUUCCUUGUUUUACUAUCCUUGUGAGGACUUCUGGUCCCCACAAGGAUAGUAAAACCACACACACACACACACCUAUCUCAUGGGUUGUAUUUCCUCCUAACAUUGUUAGUGCAUUUUCAGUAAAACUUCAGGCCUAUAAUGAUCAAUGUGUCAAACAAUUCUGUUUUCUCCUUCCCAAAGCCAGAUCCAACCUUAUUCCUAGUCCUCCUACCUUCAACUCCAAGUAUGGAUACCUCAGCUGGGAGUCCUACUCCAAUGUUUCCUAUUACACCCGUAUCCUACCCCCUGUGCCUGAAGACUGCCCCACCCCUAUGGGUGCCAAAGGUGAGAUGGAGGGCAUCCAACGUUCCUAUCAGAAAAUAGGAUGAAGGGAUCCCUCAAAGACUUUACUGGAGAUUACUCAUUCAAAUACAUCUUCCCAACCGCAACAUGCAUAGCUAACAUACUUCCUUUCCUCUCUUUUCUCCAGGAAAGUCUGUCCUCCCAGACCCAAAGCUUGUGGUGGAGAAGUUUCUUCUGAGGAGGCAAUUCAGGCGGGAUCCAAAGGGAACCAACCUGAUGUUUGCAUUCUUCGCUCAGCACUUCACCCAUCAGUUCUUCAAGACCCAAAACAGCAUGGGCUUGGGCUUCACCAGGGCUCUGGGGCAUGGGGUGAGUCAGUUGGUACUCCCUGUACUGUACAGUGCAUUCGAAAAGUAUUCAGACCCCUUGACUUUUUCCACAUUUUGUUAUGUUACAGCCUUAUUCUAAAAUAAAUAAAGAAAGAAAUUGUUCUCCUCAUCAAUCUACACACAAUACCUCAUAAUGACGAAGCCAAAACUGGUUUUUAGACAUUUUUGCAAAUUUAUAAAAAAUACAAAACAGAAAUAUUUUAUUUACAUAAGUAUUCAGACCCUUUCCUAUGAGACUCAAAAUUGAGCUCAGGUGCAUCCUGUUUCCAUUGAUCAUCCUUCAGAUGUUUCUACAACUUGAUUGGAGUCCACCUGUGGUAAAUUCAAUUGAUUGGACUUGGAAAGGCACACACCUGUCUAUAUCAAUCCCACAGUUGACAGUGCAUGUCAGAGCAAAAACCAAGCCAUGAGGUUGAAGGAAUUGUCUUUAGAUCUCCGAGACAGGAUUGUGUCGAGGCACAGAUCUGGGGAAGGGUACCACAUUUUUUUCCGCAGCAUUGAAGGUCCCAGUGGACUCCAUCAUUCUUAAAUGGAAGAAGUUUGGAACCACCAAGACUCUUCCUAGAGCUGGCCGCCUGGCCAAACGGACCAAUCGGGGGAGAAGGGCCUUGGUCAGGGAGGUGACCAAGAACCCGAUGGUCACUCUGACAGAGCUCCAGAGUUCCUCUGUGGAGAUGGGAGAACCUUCCAGAAGGACAACCAUCUCUGCAGCACUCCACCAAUCAGGCCUUUAUGGUAGAGUGGCCAGAUGGAAGCCACUCCUCAAUAAAAGGCAUAUGACAGCCAGCUUGGAGUUUGCCAAAAGGCACCUAAAGGACUCUCAGACCAUGAGAAACAAGAUUCUCUGGUCUGAUGAAACCAAGAUUGAACACUUUGGCGUGAAUGCAAAGCGUCACAACUGGAGGAAACCUGGCACUAUCCCUGCUGUGAGGCAUGGUGGAGGCAGCAUCAUGCUGUGGGGAUGUCUUUCAGCGGCAGGGACUGGGAGACUAGUCAGGAUUGAGGCAAAGAUGAACGAAGCAAAGUACAGAGAGAUCCUUGAUGAAAACCUGCUCCAGAGCGCUCAGGACCUCAGACUAGGGUGAAGGUUCACCUUCCAACAGGACAACGACCCUAAGCACAUAGCCAAGACAACGCAGGAGUGGCUUCAGGACAAGUCUCUGAAUAUCCUUGAGUGGCCCAGCCAGACCCUGGACUUGAACCCGAUCGAACAUCUCUGGAGAGACCUGAAAAUAGCUGUGCAACGAUGCUCUCCAUCCAACCUGACAGAGCUUGAGAGGAUCUGCAGAGAAGAAUGGGUGAAAAUCCCCAAAUACAGUUGUGCCAAGCUUGUAGCGUCAUACCCAAGAAGACUCGAGGCUGUAAUCGCUGCCAAAGGUGCUUCAAGAAAGUAUUGGGUAAAGGGUCUGAAUACUUAUGUAAAUGUGACAUUGUGUGUUGAUUGAUGAGAAAAAAACACAAUUUAAUCAAUUUCAGAAUAAGGCUUUAACGUAACAAAAUGUGGAAAAAGUCAAGGGGUCUGAAUACUAUUAUAUUAUAUUUAGGGGAGGAUGACCGGUAGGUGAUGUAUUUAGGUUUUAGCAGGGGUGAGGAGGUGGACAACUCCAAUCCUUAGAGCAUAAAAAUUAAUAAAAAAGAAUUAGCAGACGCUCAUAUCCAGAGCAAUUUACAGUAGUGAGCGAAUACAUUUCCAUACUCCCCCCCCCCCCCCCCCCCCCCCCCCCCCCUAUACUAUUCCAACACCCACAAUAUAAUCUUGUACCUGGCUGGAACAAAAUCUUGCACACUCAGAGAGCGAGAGAGAUUCAUCUCAAUCUCUUGCAUGCAUCAUGUUUCACGAAUGUAAAUCUCUUUUUAAUCUCAUAUUUUAUGUUAAUCUCUAACCAGGUGGAUGCCGGCCAUGUCUACGGAGAUAAUCUGGUGCGUCAACUAAACCUUCGGCUUCUUAAAGAUGGAAAGAUGAAAUACCAGGUAUGUAGAGUAAUGCAUAACUCCACUCCAGCUGUGCGAAGGCAUGGACAAGUCUCCACUGGAAUGUUAUUGUAGACAUGGUACCACUCUGUGGUCCACUUUGAGGUACAUGUGCUUUUAACCCUUUACACUUUUGUGGUUAAAUAUCUUUUUUUUAAAGGUGGAACCAACAUAAAUUGCAUUUAAAGAAAAAUCUAAAAACGGUUUUGAUCUACUAUAUACAGGUUUAAAAUGGCAGAUUUGGGCACUGAUAAACACCUACAUUGGAACACUGUGGCUGUACAGUAACAUGCUAUACAUGACGUUAGAGGUCUGGAACUGCGCUUCACAGCGCUGUAUGUGUUUUGACUGAGCCAUUCGGAAGUUGAGCACCUCAUGCGACAAGAAUUUGCCCUCAUCCCUCCCGCUAAUUGGGCAGCUUUUGCAUAUUAUUUGUUGUCUGAGGGAAGGAAAUGCUGUAGAUUAAGAGGACUCAAUGUAUUUUGAAAAAUGAGAAGUUGAGGAUUAUAAUAAAUACCGCUUUGAUGUCAUACAAGCAAGUCAAACACCUGUGAGUCGAAAUGUGAACUUCACGUUUCCAUAUCAUAAAACUCAUGUCAUAUACAGUGUCAACGUUUAUGAUCACUAUGUUUUAUGUACACUUACAAGAUGACAUGGUGUCAUACUCUGGGUUUUUCUGAACAGAAUGAGCUUAUGUUUGUCUAUUGUGAAGAAAAUGGAUUGCGUAAACAACAGUAAUUGUAUGAUGGCGGAGAUGCAUGGUUGUGUUCCAAACAAAACAACUACCAAAGUGCUUGCCCUAAUUCCUCAACAGCACAGCUAGGAGAGCUAAAAAAAAGCACCUUAUAGUUGAAGACUCUUCUUUGAGUCAUUAAAGUGAAUUUAAAUUACUUAGAAACUGUGUACACUUUGGAGAGGUGUGUGUGUGUGUGUGUGUGUGUGUGGCCACUUGGAGACACCAGUUAGUCCUCUCACUCAAACCCUUGUAAUGUUUUUGUCUUAUUUUGCACCUACCCCACAUUUUCCAGGAAUAUUCUUAUCAUGUUACUGAAUGUAUACAGAGUAUUUUCAGAUUUUGUUAUCAACAAAUGGAAACAUCCGCUUUCUGCCGGAGAGUGUCACAUCACUAGCAUUAAAGAAUACACCUCUCGAGGCAGUGGUGUAAAGUACUUAAGUAGUACUUUAAAGUAUUUUUACUAAAGUAGUUUUUUGGGGUAUCUGUACUUUACUUUACUUUACUUUUGCUCCAAUACAUCCCUGAAGAAAAUGAUGUACUUUUUACUCCAUACAAAAGAUACAUUUAGAAUGCUUAGCAGAACAGGAAAAUAGUCAAAUUCACGCACUUAUCAAGAGAAUUUCCCUGGUCAAGCCUACUGCCUCUGAUCUUAACCUGGUCUCAGAGCAUUUUGUAUUAUUCUGUACGUAAAUCCGAGGGACUCCAUUUAGUAUGAUAUGUUACAUUUCGUAUGGUAUGUAUUAAUUUGUGGAAGUCCAUCACCCAUUUCGUAUGUUAGGUUACGAAUUACAAUUCGUAUUAUGUUACAAAUUUGCAAAACGUAUGAUAUGUUACAAAUUCUAGCUAACGUUAGCUAGUCUAGGGUUAAGGUUAGGCUUAAGUUUAAGUUUAGGAGUUAGCUAACCCUUCCCCUAACCCUUUAACCUAACAUGCUAAGUAGUUGCAGAGUAGCUAAGUAGUUGAAAAGUUGCUUAUUAGCAAAAAAGGCUAAAGUUGUCUGUGAUGAGAUUCGAACUCGCAACCUUUGGGUUGCUAGACGUUCACGUUGCCUUAAGCAACCAUCUGUCUUAUGUAACCAUACCAAAUGUAACAACAUACUAAUUUUUGUAUCCCGGAUUUACGUUUACUAUGUUACGUCCAGGCUGCUGAUCUGGCGGACUCACUAAACACAAAUGCUUUGUUUGUAAAUGAUGUAUGAGUGUUAGAGUGUGCCCCUGACUAUCCAUAAAUUAAAAUAACAAGAAAAUUGUGCCAUUUGGUUUGCUUAAUAUAAGGAAUGUGAAAUGAUUUAUACUUUUACUUUUUAUACUUAAGUAUAUUUUUGCAAUUACAUUUACUUUUGAUACUUAAGUAUAUAUAAAACCAAAUACUUUACUCAAAUAGUAUUUUACUUGGUGACUUUCACUUUUACUUUAGUCAUUUUCUAUUAAGGUAUCUUUACUUUGACUCAAGUAUGACAAUUGGGUACUUCUCCCACCACUGCACAGAGGUAGCAGGUAACAGCAUAGCCAAUGUUCAGUGACCAGGUGCCAGUUAGUGUAUUGUUUGAGUGACCUAAAAUCCUGACUCAUGUCAGGAUAAAGGAGGACACCCAUGAGGCCCAUUGGCUUUAUCUGUUGAAUAAACUGAAUUCUACACAAAGAAGGACGUUUGGGAAUGGUAUCGGUUUUUGGGAAAAGGGUGUUGGUUCAGAGUCAGGGAGCGCUUGUGUUGUAAGAACCCUAUUGAUUGUCUCUUUCUGCAGUGGUAUGCAUGUGAAACUCAGGAUGAGAUGGCUGAGCAACUGUUAGUUAUAUAUGGGUGGAGUUCAGGUAAUCAUUAUUUACAGUAGUGUUUCCAAAAUGUUGGGGUCAUGGCCCAUUCUUCCACUGCUCAAGACUGGGCUCUGGCAAGACAUAUUCAUUGAUUGGUUUGGCAGGUUGCUGGGGAAAUUGAGUCACAGCAUAAAGACAUUGGUGAACAACUAACUUACUGUCGGCAUAAGUUCUGUAUAAAGGCCACAUAAUAAAAUUCACAUAAUCUAACUCAGAGGUUCAGUCCUGACAGUGACUCACUUGAAGCCUUUCAAAUGGCUUUUCCACAAAACCCCAAAGGGGACGCCACAUAAUAGUUUUUUUUAUAAUGUACACCAAUUCGUAAAGCAUGCUCACAAGUUACUACAUUGUGCUAAUGAAUCAGUAAGGCUCUUAAGGGCUCCAUAGUCUACAAUGUAAAAGGGAAAGUAAUACUAUCUUCUCUUGCAGGUGGUUAAAGGUGAGGUGUACCCUCCUACUGUGGCCGAGGCGCCGGUGAAUAUGAGCUACCCUCAAAGGACUCCCGUGGGGCAGCGUAUGGCCAUCGGGCAGGAGGUGUUUGGGCUGUUGCCAGGCCUCACCAUGUACGCCACCCUGUGGCUGAGAGAACACAACCGUGUCUGUGACAUCCUGAAGGCAGAGCACCCCACCUGGGGGGACGAGCAGCUCUUCCAGACUGCCAGGCUCAUCGUAAUAGGUAAGUACAUACUUGACUGGACAGAGAUCUCUCUCUAGCCUUUCAUACCACCAGGUACUGCCCAUUUUAGACACUCAAGUGCUUUAGGGGGAAUAUUCAUUUCAAGGAAACAUUUUCAUGUGCUUGGUUGCAUGCUACAGGCAUAAGCAACAUAUGCAGUUGCUUAGGGCCCCAGGUCGCUAGGGGGCCCUGUCAGGAACUCAGUCGGGAUCUCAACUUACUGUUGAGAGCUAGAAUAGUAGGUGCAAGUUCCAAAUUUGGUUGUACAUAAGCAAUUUUUCUCUUGUUAUGUCAGUCACUGACAGUCACUCAAUUAGCCAUGUCAGCUAACAAUUGUUUUAUACCCGGCUAUCUAAACUUGUAGUAAUCAUGGCCGAAUACCGACCGGUCACGCAGGGCAAGUUUCCAGGGGCCCUGACCUUCAGGAGGUCCCCAACCAAAUCUCGCUUAGGGCCCCCAAAAGACUAGAGCUGGCCCUGCUUGAUUGAUUGAAUAGUUGGGGGGGAAUAAGAAUCAACACACUGCUCCAGUAGAUUCUCCCCAAAAUGGAUUUUCUGGGGUGUAGAUCCAUAUUAGGUUUAUAUUCCAGGUGAGACCAUCCGGAUAGUGAUCGAGGAGUACGUGCAGCACCUGAGUGGCUACCUGUUGGAUCUGAAGUUUGACCCGGUCCUGCUCUUCAAGUCCCAGUUCCAGUACAGGAACCGCAUCGCUGUGGAGUUCAAACAGCUGUACCACUGGCACCCCCUGAUGCCAGACAGCUUCCACAUAGACGGAGACGUGGUGCCCUACUCCCAGUUCAUUUUCAACACCUCCAUCGUCACACACUAUGGGGUGGAGAAACUGGUGGACGCUUUCUCACGGCAGUAUGCUGGACAGGUAUGGGCUGUGUGGUGACACGGGAUUUCAUAUGCAGUGUUGUAAUGAUGAACACUGGUCUCAAAAUUGUUGUCAUGCCAUACAUAAAAAGUCGGGGUUGGGGUCAAUGAAAAUAUGGCACCUAUUUUCAAAGAUUUCUCAAACUGACAAGGAGAAGCUAUUUAUUUGAAAUCUCUUCCAGAAUUAUUAUUAUUUAUUUAUUUGGUCAUUUAGCAGACAAUAAUAAUAAUAAUAAUAAUAAUAAUAAUAUGCCAUUUAGCAGACGCUUUUAUCCAAAGCGACUUACAGUCAUGCGUGCAUACAUUUUUGUGUAUGGGUGGUCCCGGGGAUCGAACCCACUACCUUGGCGUUACAAGCGCCGUGCUCUACCAGCUGAGCUACAGAGGACCACAAUCUUAUCCAGAGUGACUUACAGUUAGUGCAUUUAUCUUAAGAUGGUUAGGUGGGACAACCACAUAUCACAGUCAUAGUAAGUACAUUUUCCUCAAUAAAGUAGUUAUCAGCAAAGUCCGAGCUAGUAAGGGGGAAAAGAGUCAAGUGCAAGUGUUAGUUAAUGAAAGGCUUUUUUUGGGGGGUGAGGAGGGGGUGCGAGGGGGGUUGCUGUGGGAUUAUUUAAGAUUCUCUUUGAAGAUGUAGGGUUUCAGAUGUUUUCAGAAGAUGAGCAGGGACUCUGGUGUCCUAGCUUCAGGGGGAAGGAAGCUGGUUCCACCAUUGGGGUGCCAGGACAGAGAAGAACUUGGACUGGGCUGAGCGGGAGCUGCUCUCCCGUAGGGAUGGGAGGGUCAAGAGACCAGAGGUGGCAGAACGGAGUGCUCGGGUUGGGGUGUAGGGUUUGAGCAGAGCCUGAAUGUAGGGAAGGGCAGUUCCUCUUGCUGCUCCGUAGGCAAGUACCAUGGUCUUGUAGUGGAUGUGAGCUUCGAUUGGAAGCCAGUGGAGUGUGCAGAGGAGCGGGGUGACAUGGGAAAAUUUGGGAAGGUUGAACAUCAGGCGGCGGUAGUGUUCUGGAUAAAUUGCAGGGGUUUGAUGGCACAAGCGGGGAGCCCAGCCAACAGCGAGUUGCAGUAGUCCAGACCGGAGAUGACAAGUGCCUGGAUUAGGACCUGUGCUGCUUCCUGUGUGAGGUAGGGUCGUACUCUACGGAUGUUGUAGAGCAUGAACCUGCAGGAGCGAGUCACUGCUUUGAUGUUUGCAGCGAACGACAGGGGGUUGUCCAGGGUCAUGCCAAGGUUCUUUACACACUGGGAGGGGGACACCGUGGAGUUGUCAACCGUGAUGGAGAGGUCUUGGAGCGGGCAGGCCUUCCCCGGGAGGAAGAGCAGCUCCGUCUUGUCGGGGUUGAGCUUGAGGUGGUGGGCCGACAUCCAAGCUGAGGUAUCUGCCAGGCACGCAAAGAUGCGUGUUGCCACCUGUGUGUCAGAAGGGGGAAAGGAGAAAAGUAGUUGAGUUUCAUCCGCAUAGCAAUGAUAGGAGAGACCAUGUGAGGAUAUGACGGAGCCGAGUGACUUAGUAUAUAGAGAAGAGGAGAAGGCCUAGAACAUUGCCCUGGGGGACACCAGUAGUGAGAGUACGUGGUGCAGACACAGAUCCUCUCCACGUCACCUGGUGAGUGACUUGAAUUAAAAUGGACCCAUUGACCUUAUGUUUGUGUUCUGGUACUUCUUCUUUUGAGCAAGGCAGAUGUUGUGUAAGAGAGGAGAAAUGGAGGGUGAGGUUGGGAGAGGGGAAAUGACAAGGCAAGAUUGCCUGAUGGUAAAUUUGACAUUACUUUGUGUAAAGUACAUAAAUGUGAGCUGUAAAAUAGCACAUGUUGUAACUGUCACCACAGCCCUGCAAACCUGUUAGUUCUCUGCAUACGGUAUCUGCAGAAUCAACUACAGAGCUGUUUUCUGUCGAUUAGAGGCUGUGAUAGAUCAUCACAGGAGGCUUUAAGAAGUUGCUAUCUGCCUGAUAUUAAUCUUCUUUCUCUGUGGCUUUUUGAUAUCAGUAUUUCUCAGCAGAGCAGCAGCUAUCUAUGCAGUAUUAGAGAGUAGAAACAUGAUAUCUGAUACAGAAUCUAGUGCUCUUUGCUGUGCUGAGCAGUUCUCUAAGUUAUCAGACCUUCCUCUAAACGCUCAGGGUUGAUGUUCACACUUGCUUUCCGUACCACUUUCCCACGUCUCACUGGCUUAGUGCAUGCACUGUGAAGUCUAUUGGGUGUAUACUGUACACUGAGUAUACAAAACAUUAAGAACACCUACUCUUUCCAUGACAUAGACUGACCAGGUGAAUCCAGGUGAAAGCUAUGAUCCCUUAUUGAUGUCACUUGUUAUAUCCACUUCAAUCAGUGUAGAUGGUUAAAUAAUGAUUUUUAAGCCUUGCGACAUAGAUUGUGUAUGUGUGCCAUUCAGAGGGUGAAUGGGCAAGACAAAAGAUUGAAGUGCCUUUGAACGUGGUAUGGUAGUAGGUGCAAGGCGCACCGGUUUGUGUGAAGAACUGCAACGCUGCUGGGGUUUUCACGCUCAACAGUUUCCCAUGUGUCAAGAAUGGUCCACCUACCAAAGCACAUCCUGCCAACUUGACACAACUGUGGAAAGCAUUGGAGUCAACAUGUGCCAGCAUCCCUGUGGAAUGCUUUCGACACCUUGUAGAGUCCAUGCCCUGACGAAUUGAGGCUAUUCUGAGGGCAAAGGGGGGGAGGGUGCAACUCAUUAUUAGGAAGGUGUUCCUAAUGUUUGUUAUACUCAGUGUAUAUGGAGUAAUACAUUUAGGGCCCUUCGUGGGUGGGUCAUUCAUUAUUUUAAUUACUUUUUUUAAUUUAGUCCUCAUGCAUCCUAUAUUUAUAUAGGGGAUGCCUGUUUGAUCCGUUCAGAUUUAGGGCUCUAUUCUGGCUGGUUUUAAUCCGGUUUCUCUGUUUCUCAGAUAGGAGGCGGUCAAAACAUCCACCCAGUGGUGACCAAUGUGGCCGAGGGGGUUAUUGAAGAGUCCAGGACUCUGCGUCUCCAACCCUUCAACGAGUACAGGAAGAGGUUCAACCUGAAGCCCUAUACAUCUUUCUCUGAUUUCACUGGUAAGACCACAUAUUUAGAGUUUAGAAAUGCCGGCACUACAAAAGGCUUCUAUGGAAUGGGAAUGGGGUACUCUCUAAGCAAGCAGCUGAAUGUCUGUUACACCAUCACCUUUUCUUUUUUGUAAGACCACAUAUUUCUAUAUAUGCUCAUGGGCCAUUACACGGUAACAGAGUGAAGCUGAGACUGAUUUUACACUUUUAAAAUGUAUGCCAAACAAACACCAAUGGUUGCAAAGUUGAACAAGCCUUACAACUCAAUGUACAAGGACGACUUUUAACAAUUUCCACUGAACAUUUUAUAAAAACACAUUUAUGUGAGGAACCGUGCAGAAGCAAAGUUUGCUAACAGAAUGACUGCACAAACCAUCAUUCUGUUACCGAACUUUGCAUCUGCACUGUUCUUGUGCAUAUCAAGGCUCAGGAUAAGACCCAGAUUCAGACAGUUCGAAAUAGCAAAAUGUUUAUUUACAAAAACAGGGGGCAGGCAAAUGACAGGUUAAUGGCAGGCAGAGGUCAGUAAUCCAGAGCAGAGUCCGAAAGGUACAGAAACGGCAGGCAGGCUCAGGGUCAGGGCAGGCAGAAUGGUCAAAACCGGGAAAAACUGGAAAACAGGGACUAGAGCAAAACAGGAGUAUGGGGAAAAACGCGGGUAAGCUUGACGAGACAAGACGAACUGGCAACAGACAAACAGAAAACACUGGUAUAAAUACACAGGGGAUAAUGGGGACAAAUGGGAGACACCUGGUGGGGGGUGGAGACAAGCACAAGACAGGUGAAACAGAUCAGGGUGUGACAGUGCAUUGCGUUGUAUGCUUUGUUUAACUUUGCAAUCAUUGUUUUCUUUGUUUGGCAUACAUUUUAAAGUGACAAAUCUGAGUUUCAGCAUCACUCUGUUACCGUGUAAUGGCCCUCAUGCAAAUUGAAAAUAUCAACAUUCUCUCAAAGCAGCUGUCAUUCAUCAUAAAGCAUCAUCCUGAUAUGGUUUAGCAUCUGUUAAGAAGCCAACUGCAGUCUUUGUGUUGUCCUCUCAUCUCAAACCAGUCUUCUCUUUAACGUGAUCAUGUGUUUCUAAUGAACUCUUACUCUUCUCUACUGUAUUGUAUUUGUAUUAAUUUACUUGAAAUGUAUCUGUGUAGUUUGCUGCAACCGAAUUGCCCUUCUGGGACAAUAAAGAAUUAUAAAUUGUCCCCAGGUGAGGAGGAGAUAGCCAGGGAGCUGGAGGAGCUCUAUGGUGACAUCGAUGCGCUGGAGUUCUACCCCGCCCUCAUGCUGGAGAAGACACGCCCCAAUGCCAUAUUUGGUGAGAGCAUGGUGGAGAUGGGGGCUCCGUUCUCCCUGAAAGGCCUUCUGGGUAACCCCAUCUGUUCCCCUGAGUACUGGAAGCCCAGCACGUUUGGAGGCCAGACAGGCUUUGAUAUAGUCAACUCAGCCUCGCUGGACAGGCUGGUGUGUCUGAACAGUAAGUGGUGUCCAUACGUAGCCUUCAAUGUCCCUCCAGCCGAGCAUGAGGAGCCGCCAACGAAACAGUCCACUGAACUGUAA
This is a messenger RNA of Coregonus sp. 'balchen', 20877 nucleotides long. Lineage: Eukaryota; Metazoa; Chordata; Actinopteri; Salmoniformes; Salmonidae. The record is from the annotation of a GenBank genome assembly.